Messenger RNA from Eimeria tenella, 471 nucleotides. RefSeq lists its product as uncharacterized. The transcript has 3 exons. The coding region runs from base 1 to 471 and encodes 156 amino acids. Lineage: Eukaryota; Apicomplexa; Conoidasida; Eucoccidiorida; Eimeriidae. The record is from RefSeq and is a predicted model, not a curated record.
AUGUUCAAAUGGUUCGUCUUAGCCUCUGUCUUCGGCUUUUUAGGGCCUGGAGCUUCAAAUAGCGCGGCUGAAAGCGCCAGACUAGCGCUGCGUGAAGCUGCAAAAGAGCAGCAGCAGCAGCAGCAGCAGGCUGCUGCUGGGAGCCAGCAAUACGCAACUUACCUAGCGAACCUGAUGAGCUCUCCUCCGAACAUUGCUUUGAAGGUGCAGCCGGCGCGGAGUUUGCGUUUCAGCAAAUCGCAGCUGAAUAGUUUGUUGAUAGAUCUGCGGCACGAAAUAAAGGCUCAAAGGGUGAGCCCCAAGUGCUGCAAAAGAGCUGCUGAAAUGCAAAAAGAGCUGCAGGCGAAAUGGCUGAGGAGGAAAGACAGAGGCAAAAGAUCUCUUCGACUUGGGCUGCUCAAGGCUCUCCCAUUUGGGUUCCCAAGGAAGCACGUGGAGCAGCAGCAGCAGCAACAGCAGCAGCAGAAAUGA